Drosophila sechellia is the source of this 1568-nucleotide messenger RNA. RefSeq lists its product as uncharacterized. The transcript has 2 exons. NCBI's taxonomy places the organism in Eukaryota, Metazoa, Arthropoda, Insecta, Diptera, Drosophilidae. The coding region runs from base 248 to 1456 and encodes 402 amino acids. The record is from RefSeq and is a predicted model, not a curated record.
AAGGGAACGCACGCAGUCGAUCUCUGCCAGAAAAACGCGACGGGUGAAACGCAACACUUGGAAAAAAAAAAAUCGCUCGACCUACAUAUACAAACUACCAAUCAAUCAAUUCUCAAAAUAAAUCUGCGAACCAAUUAUUUUUUUUGCUGUUGGAAAUAAAUAUCAGUGCCGAAAACAAUAAACUACUGAAAAAGCACCCACUACAAAACCGAAAAAGUAAGGGGCAAGUCCAAAUCAGACAAAGAAGAUGCUCAAGUGGGCCGUCAACCAGCCACGACCCUCGUACUUGGCCAGGGAUGAGGCGAUGGCCACCAGCAGCGAGGCGGUCGGCUCCAGCUACAGCGAGUUCCACGCCCUGCGUGGCAAACUCAAGAGGAAGUCGAUCGGAGUGGCGCCGGGCAAGGAGAACCAGCUGACCUCCACGCCGCUGCCGGCCAGCUCCAGCCUCCAUGCCCGCACACCACUGCUCAAGGACCUCAGCAACAUCCUGGCCACACCGCCAUCGGGAGGAGCAAGUGGCGCCAGUGGGGCAACUGGAGGAGCAGCUGCUGUUCCCCUGAAGUUCGCCUGCACACUGCCCACCUUCGAGGCGGAGUACUCGCCCAAUGCCGCCGUCAUCCCUGGCUCCCUAAUCGCCCUGCGUGGCAUGGGCAUCCCGGACAGCUACUUCGAGAAGCCGCGCUACCUGGAGCAGAAGCCACUACCACAUCCGCAUCCGCAUCCAGCUCCUCCGACCGGGGAACAGAAUACGCUCAGUUCCAGCCAGAUGGGCGAUGUGACCCUGGAGCGCAUGAUCGAUGCCAUCCUCGAGAGCAACCGCAAGGUGCUGCCGAACGCCAGACAGCACCAGCAUCAGCACCGCCAGCCCAGGCAGCAUCUCCGCCAGCGGCACAGGCUCAGGCAGCAGGUGCUCCGGAGCAGCCAUGGACACGGGCACGGCCCCACCCAGACGCCAUCGCCCACCUACCGCCCCGCCUUCGAUCCGGCCAGCGAUCUGUGCGAGUACUGGAAGUCGCCCUCGCGGAGGGAUUCCCUGCCAGCGGACGGCUUCGAGGAGCGGGAGGUGCGCUCCCCCGUGCCCACCGAAUCCGAAUCGCAGGAUGCCAAGCGGCACUCCCUGCAGCUGCGCAGGCAGCGGGUGGUGCGGCGCAAGCGGAAGAUCACCACCAAGAUCUCCUCCAGCGUCAGGCAGUCGGCACAGAAGCUGCUCGCAGCGGCCAGGUCCGGAUCUGUAGCAGCUCCCGCCCAGAAGAUGCGCCACAUCAGUCCGGACAGUGGGCACAAUUCCACCAGCGACUGCGAGCUGGAGGAGGAGCACUGCCAGCUGAGUCGCGGCCUGGAGUUGGGUGGCGAGGAGCUGGAGGACGCCUGUCAGCUGGAUGCCAUGUGGCUGCAAGUGCAGGCCAGAGACGCAACGAAGAGACGCCUCAACUUCUCCCUAGUGGAAGAAAGCUAAUCCUCAAGGAUAUUCCUAUACCAUAAGCAUAAGACAUUUUUUUCAUAGCCCUAAGAACGUUUUUUUUUUUAUUACCAUUUUUUGGCCAGAAUAAAUCAUUUGGAAUGCAGAA